Molecule: messenger RNA, 345 nt
Organism: Peromyscus leucopus (white-footed mouse)
Lineage: Eukaryota; Metazoa; Chordata; Mammalia; Rodentia; Cricetidae
Product: CCAAT/enhancer-binding protein zeta-like
Exons: 5
Coding region: 7-345 (112 amino acids)
Source: RefSeq, a predicted model, not a curated record
GGAAGUAUGAAUGAUGAAGACUUUGAAAUUGAUGAAGAUGGAGGAACAUUCAUGGAUGUGUCAGACGACGAAAAUGAAGAUGUUCCAGAAUUUGAUGAAGUCAGCUCCAAAGCCAGUACUAAGAAAAGCAAGAGAAAGGGUGAAGACAGUUUUGACUUUGCUGGGUCGUUUCAAGGAUCAAAGAAAAAAAAGAAAAGUUUUGAUGACUCCAGCCUGUUUGUCUCUGCUGAGGAGUUUGGCCAUCUGUUGGAUGAAAACAUGGGAUCCAAGUUUGAUAAUACCAGCAUGAACGCCAUGGCUAACAGAGAUAAUGCAAGUUUCAAACAGCUGAAGUGGGAAGACUGA